AUGAGGACGUUGGAGAGUAGGACGUUGGAGAGUAGGACGUUGGAGAGUGGGAGGUUAGUGAAGUGCGUAAGGAAGCAUUGCGUGGUAUUGUCUGCCUUGUUAUGUGCGGACAGCACAUUCCCUGAAAUGAGUGGAUGUACGGUGAAGGUGAUUGGUUUACGUAGGCCAGGUUGUCCUGAUGAUUAUGGUAGAGCGUUCGGGUUGACGCCGUCACAUGAUACUGUUGUUCCGUUUGAUUGGUUAGAAUGUUGUAACGGGUUACGAUUUUACCAAUUCUCGGAUGAGGUUGGAGCAGCAGCUUAUCAAGCAGUGAAGAAGUUGGUAGAUAGGGUAUGGGAAGGGCUAUGUUGGGAGAGUGAGGAGAUAUCGGAGCGAAGGAAAAAACGUACCUUAGCAUUAUUGAAGGCCGAGUUAUUUCACGGCUUUCAAUCAACCAUACCUGAUACGAGUGCUCAUGGUACAGAGUUAGAAGCUUACUUGGUUCAUGAUGUUGGUAUUGAGGAUGUAACUCGAUACAAGAUGAUCGCACCUUUAUGUUGGUUACAACAAGCACCACUAAUUACGACGGAAACCGUGUUGGCGGAGGCGAAGGUGUUGGCGGAGGCGAAGGUGUUGGCGGAGGAGGUUGCGGAGGAGGUGUUGGCGGAGUCUAACCGGUGGGGUGGUCUAUGGAACUUUCUGGGUUCGGCUUUUCUUGGAGCAGCGACUGCAUGGUAUUUCCAUUGGGCUAUAGCUCGCGUACUGCAGGCAGCCGAAGUUCCCCCCGGUCCUACGGGCCCUUUAGGAUUAAUGUUGGAUGGUUAUACCCAGCCCUUGACAGAGUCCGCUUUAACCACACUACAAACACCUUCUGCUAAGGUGCAAUUUGAAACAGUUGCUGGUAACCUGGCCAACUGGCGGGGUUCACUGUUAUGCAAUGGUGGAUCCGGUACUUUAAACUGUCUCGAUACUCGCGUGCGAGGUACCGUCUACCAUUUCGGAAAACCAUACGAAUACGACUAUGCCGCUGUCCAAGAAGCUUUAUACACCUUCAAGGAUGACCUAGAAUGCUCAAUCACAUGCUUAACUACGGCUGCUAUUGAUCGUCUUACAAUAGACAGACUUUACCUCUCCUUAUCACCACAACAAAGUAACAAGACAUUUGAAGUAAAAAAAAAACUUGUGGACACCAAAAUUAACAAUGUAGACUCACAACUUUGUAUCUUACAUGGUGAAAAUUUAGACUGCCACGACAACAGGGUGUGCGACUAUACCGAAGUUUCGUGUGUCUUUCAUGACUCAGAAGACCGGAUCAUUCAUGCCUCAGCUGCCGGCAUUAAUACUGGUCAGUUAGACCUGCUGAAACACAUACGUCUCUUAAGCUCCACCCGUUACCACCUAUCCUCAUGCCGUCACACAUGCACCUCUAGACAACCUAUACCCCCACCAAAGCCAAACCAGUAA
Messenger RNA from Gregarina niphandrodes, 1443 nucleotides. RefSeq lists its product as hypothetical. The transcript has a single exon. The record is from RefSeq and is a predicted model, not a curated record. The coding region runs from base 1 to 1443 and encodes 480 amino acids. Lineage: Eukaryota; Apicomplexa; Conoidasida; Eugregarinorida; Gregarinidae.